AUGACUCCUUUUGAAUGCGAUUUGGGUCGUUCACCUUCUUCGUUAUUGACCGUUGUACGCCAAUCUACGUCUUCCUCAGUUGAGUCAGCAUCGGUGUUGGUCUCUAAACUUGAGAAUGUGAAGAAGUUGGCACUCCAACAAUUGGAAACUGCGGUGACAAGGCAGAAAACAUACGCUGAUACACGACGUCGUGAGUUGUCAUUCGACAUUGGCGACUUGGUGUUGGUCGACUUAAGUGUGAUAAACCCUGACGUGUAUGCAAACGCACCAAGCCGGAAAAUUUUGCCACAAAGGCAUGGCCCGUUUAAGGUUAUUCAACGCAUUGGUGACGUUGCAUACAAGGUUGAUCUCCCCACCACCAUUCGUGCUCACAACGUGUUUCAUGUUUCUGUACUCUCUCGUUAUCAAGAACCGGAUGAGCCUUCUCGACGACCAGAGAUGCCUCCACCAGUUAUCACGAACGAUAAUGAUGACGAAGAUGAGUGGGAAGUUGAACGCAUCCUCAACGUACGUAUUCGUGGAAGACAAAAGAAGAAACAAUACCUCGUCAAGUGGGUUGGUUAUCCUUUGCACGAUGCAACAUGGGAACCUGAAUCAAAUUUGGUUAAUGCAGCCGACCUCGUGGCCGAGUUUGAAACCUCUCACGCACACCGCCCACAACGUAAAACGCGUAACCUGGAGCCGGAUGUCCAGGAUGAAUACCUACGUACGUCGGAUGGAAAACUAAUCUAUGGAAGAACCACAGUGGUAUUUGAUCCAAAGCAAGGAAGAUUAUGGUCUGUUCAGAAGCGUUACGCAUUUUUUGGCACUGAUGAAAAAGAUGGCAAGAAAAAAGUUUUUUGCAACUUUACUUUUCCGAAUGGGAGAAAAUGCUUACAUAUGUUGGUGAGCCCUGACAAGUCCACUGGCAACAUCAAUAACCACCUCAGGAGCGAGCAUAAAAUUGAUAAGAAUAGCCCAGCAAAAGGCGAACAGCCGUCUAUACGGGCAGGAGCACUUGAAGGCUACUGGCAGAAUGCUGGCAGGAGCAGUCAAACUGUUGCCUUCAGCAGUAACUUGUUUAGGGAAACAUUGGUUGAAUAUAUUGUUCAAUCAGCAACCCCGUUCCUUGCAGUAAAGCAAACAGCUCUUCAACAACUCCUCCACCUGGCCCAUAGAGCCCCGAGCCCAACAUCCAUUCAGCUACCAAGUCCUCAAACUCUUACACGCGACUUAGGACAAGUCUAUAACAAGUUGAAAGCUAGCAUCGCUAAAGAGCUACAGCAUCAAGAACGCCUUGGAUUCACAAUUGAUUCCUGGACCACGCCUAGCAUGAAAUCAUCAUUUCUUGCAGUAACUGCGCAUUGGAUUGAUGAGAGGUGGAUAUCACAAUCAGUUACUAUUGGAUUUGAGAAAAUUGUCGGUGCCCGUACAGGAAACAAUAUGGCAGAAAUUGUGUAUGGGGUGCUCGAUAAUUAUCAGCUCACAACUAUACCGUUCCAUAUCACAAUGGAUAAUGCGUCGAAUAUGGAUACAUUGGCUACUGCUUUGGAGACCAAGAUUCAAAACCAAUUGAUAUUCACAGCUGAGGGUUGUCGUGUGCAUUGUGUUGGACAUAUAAUCAAUUUAGCUACUCAAGCGGCACUAGUAACAAUACAAGCUGAAUCACAUGAUGCCGAAGAAGACCAAGAACUGUUUGAUAAUGUGGAAAAUAAUACAACACGAUUGCAUACUCCUAUCGAUAAAUUAAGACAAGGGAUCAUCAGAAUACGAGGAUCACCACAACGCCGUGAAACGUUUCGAAACAUGGUCCAAGCAAGAUGUGAUAAGGAGGCUAACGCGCAUCCCGAGCUGUUGCGUGAUGUUCGGGUUCGAUGGAACUCGACGCUUGCCAUGCUAGAACGUGCCAUAGAGCUGUGUAGUGCAUAUGAUGGAUUUUGUGAACUAUUAGCAACUGACUUUGGGCGCAAUCAGCUGAAUGACAAUGACUGGCAAUUAAUCCGAUAUACCAAGCGCUACUUAGAAUCCUUCAAAGAGUUCAUCGAACUAUUGUCUGGCCAAGAUUAUCCCACAGUGAAUGUCGUUAUACCAGCAUACAAUUGGCUUUUUAAUCACCUUGACAGAUUUUGUAUUCCACGAGAAGGCGAGGAGCAAGAACAAGGAGUUAAUUUGCUACGUCAGACAACAACUGACCGUGUAUUUGACGUUGACGAUCUUCCUUCGGCUUUUGUAAGGGAAACAUUAGACAGGGCUGCUCGGUCUAGCUUCGAGGUUUUGCGAAAGUACUAUAGCUCAACAACACAGCCCCUAUAUGCAAUUGCUCUUGCAAUGGAUCCGGGGUGCAAGUAUGCGUGGUGGGGUCAAGCACGUUGGCCUGAAAAUUGGAUAACGGAUGCUAAGAAGCAAGUGGCAGACGCAUGGAACAUAUGGAAAGAGGAACACCCAUUAGCAGUACACAAUGAACACAACAAUGCUCCUGAAGAGCAGCAACCAAUUCGUCGUCGAUUGAAGGUGCAAAAGCGCAUGGAUUCUCAAAAUGUACCUGACGAUGAAUUAACGAGCUACGUUGGUGAAGACACUAUCGAUGAGUUUGCCGAAAGCGUUGCUAGCUACUGGAUGCGACAAGGACCAGGAAGAGCACGGCUUGCAUCAUUCGCAAAAGGAUUUUUAUGUGUGCCAGCAACAUCUACCCUGUCAGAACGAUGCUUUUCCAGAGCAAAAUUCUUUAUAACACCAACCUGUAACAGAUUAAGUGACGAUAAUCUCUCCAUAUCAGUACUCCUUGAUUCCUUCUUUAGAUUUCGAAACGCAACUCAAAAUGCAUAA
Molecule: messenger RNA, 2805 nt
Organism: Lichtheimia ornata
Lineage: Eukaryota; Fungi; Mucoromycota; Mucoromycetes; Mucorales; Lichtheimiaceae
Exons: 4
Coding region: 1-2805 (934 amino acids)
Molecular function (GO): protein dimerization activity
Source: RefSeq, a predicted model, not a curated record